AACGUCAUUCUAGGCAGUUCGAUCGGUAGCGGGAGCGGAGAGCGGACAGCAGGGAGCUCGAAGGCAGCAGCCCCCCACCGCCGGCCUGAGUUACCAUCAACACCCGGGGAAGGAAACAAACGUGCCACCGCCGGCCCGAGUCACCACCUCUGAAGGCAACCAGAGUCGUCAUUACCACCACGCAGCCAUUAUCACCAUGAGCAGCGACGUCGAAACGCAGCAGCAGCCAGCCGCCCUGGAGAGCAAGUCCGACCCGGAACCGGCGGCUACCGUGGGGGAGAAGAAGGUCAUCGCAACCAAGGUUUUGGGCACUGUCAAAUGGUUUAAUGUGCGUAAUGGAUAUGGCUUUAUAAACAGGAAUGACACCAAGGAAGAUGUGUUUGUACACCAGACUGCCAUCAAGAAGAACAACCCAAGGAAGUAUCUUCGCAGUGUGGGAGAUGGAGAGACUGUAGAAUUUGAUGUAGUUGAAGGAGAGAAGGGUGCAGAGGCAGCUAAUGUAACUGGUCCUGGUGGUGUUCCAGUCCAAGGGAGCAAAUAUGCAGCAGAUCGCAAUCAUUAUCGGCGAUAUCCACGUCGCAGAGGUCCUCCACGUAACUACCAGCAAAACUACCAAAACAGUGAAGGUGGAGAGAAGCCAGAAGAAGUUGAAAGUGCAGCAGAGGGAGAGGGUGCUAAUCAACAAAGGCCUUACCGGAGGCGUCGCUAUCCACCAUACUAUCUAAGAAGACCAUAUGGACGCAGACAACAAUAUCCCAAUGCCCCAGUACAGGGUGAAGUAGUGGAGGGAGCGGAUAACCAAGGAGUAGGAGAACAAGGCAGACCAGUACGACAGAACAUGUACAGGGGGUUUAGACCACGAUUCCGCAGAGGACCACCUCGUCAGCAGCAACCCAGGGAAGAAGGGAAUGAAGAAGAUAAAGAAAAUCAGGGGGAUGGAACCCAGAGUCAACAACCACCUCAACGCCGAUACCGCCGUAACUUUAACUACAGACGCAGACGCCCAGAAAACCCUAAACCACAAGAUGGUAAAGAGACCAAGGCAGCCGAAACAUCAGCAGAAAACACGUCCGCUCCCGAGGCUGAGCAGGGCGGGGCUGAGUAAAUACCGGCUUACCACCUCUACCACCAUCCGGUUUUGUCAUCAAAUAAAAACAAGAUUUGAAAUUCCAGCAAUAAGAAAUUGAACAAAGAAUUGGAACUGAAGACCUUAAGUGCUUGCUUUUUGCUGUUGACCAGAUGUCGUUCUGCAUGGUUUCUUGCAGCGACAUUUUUAUUUUUUAUCUAUGGUCUCCUUUUGGGAAUGACAAUUUUUUAAAAACAUAUUUUUUCGCAAUCUACCUACAAAGGUUUUUAAAUUGUUUAUCUGGUCAAACCAAGAUUUUUAAGAACCUCCUUUUUAAUUUGUAAUAAAAGUACACCUGAUUCUUUUCAAAGUCAACAAACUGCAAGCAUCUGUUAAUAAAGGUCUCAAAAUA
This is a messenger RNA of Pseudophryne corroboree (corroboree frog), 1478 nucleotides long. RefSeq names its product Y-box binding protein 1 (gene YBX1). Gene Ontology annotation, biological process: regulation of gene expression. NCBI's taxonomy places the organism in Eukaryota, Metazoa, Chordata, Amphibia, Anura, Myobatrachidae. Gene Ontology annotation, molecular function: nucleic acid binding. Bases 197 to 1105 code for a protein of 302 amino acids. The record is from RefSeq and is a predicted model, not a curated record. The transcript has 8 exons. Gene Ontology annotation, cellular component: nucleus.